UUUUGCGACACACUCGCAGUUCUCAUCCGAAUACACAAUUGGGGCAGAUUCCCAUCGUUCCCCCUGUCCUUCAUCAGCAAUGGACGAGCAGGCUGAAGACAUCAACCUCGAUGGCUGGGAUAUCGGAAUACCCCUCGUCGCAGACGACGGCAACGACAGCGGCUUCAGGUUCCCCAUCAGGAACAAAAAGGGCGAGAACGAGCGGCUGACGGCCUCGGGUUGGGGCCGAGACCCCAGCAUCACGGCAGUGCGCGGGCGGCUCUACCAUGUGGUGCACGGCUAUCUCGAGGACGGCGAGGGCACGCCGGCGACGCUCGUCGUCUUCGAAUGGCUGCUGGUGCCGGGGAAGUUGGGCAAGCGCUUCCGCGAGGCCACCAUCAAGGUCAUCUUCGCCGCGACAGACCAGCGGCCGGGCAUGCAGGCGACCGAGAGCCUGGCCGACUACGGGCCGGGCAUCGAGGGCAUGGCGCCCUCGCUCCCGCAGCAGUCGGACCCCAUCACCUACACGGUCACGCAGAAGCGCGUCCUCAAGCUGGGCGGCAGUUUCGGCUACGCCCCCUACGCCUCCGUCUCGCCCGAGGUCUCGACCGAGACCGCCAAGGACGGCAUCCAGCGCGUCGACUUCCGCCUGACGGCCGGCUACCCCUACUUCGCCGGCAAGACCACGGGCGACCGCAACGCCGCGUACUGGGCGCUGCACGAGAACGCGGUCAAGAAGAGCGGGCUGCCGCACAUUGUGCGCACCGCCGUGCUGCUGGCGCGGCCCGAGGGCGACUUUGGCCGCUUCGCCGCCACCUUUGACACGGUAACCGACGUCUCGGUCUUCUCCAACCUGGCCGAGGGAUUCCGAAGGGCCGUCGGCGAAGUCGGCGACGAGCCCGUCUACUUCGACCCCACGCCCAACCCGGAGGUGCCGCAUGGGGCUGCCGUGCUGUACGGCAAGAAGAUCAACCUCGGCAAGAAGACAAGUCCGUUUGACAUGAACAAUCUGGGUGCCGUGAACCUGGACAAGCAGCUUCUCGUCCAAGAGAGUGCGGACCCGGGCUUGCACGAGGCGGAGGCGACGGAACCUCGGUAGCGCCUAUACCCGUUGGAGCAGACCGUAGAGCACAGUCGGGCGAGGAGGGCGCUGACGACUCGACGGCGAUAUGGCACCUGCGGCAAAACCGGACACAAUGCGCGCAUCUGUCAAGUAGAAGAAUAAACGUCUGAUGUAUACAGUUCCAAGUAGCUUGAAUGGAUUCCUGGCGCUGUUGGGUUGGCAUGCGCGCCGAUUGUUAAAAAUGAG
Messenger RNA from Gaeumannomyces tritici R3-111a-1, 1288 nucleotides. RefSeq lists its product as hypothetical. NCBI's taxonomy places the organism in Eukaryota, Fungi, Ascomycota, Sordariomycetes, Magnaporthales, Magnaporthaceae. The record is from RefSeq and is a predicted model, not a curated record. Bases 80 to 1078 code for a protein of 332 amino acids. The transcript has a single exon.